Messenger RNA from Zeugodacus cucurbitae (melon fly), 2544 nucleotides. RefSeq lists its product as uncharacterized. Bases 317 to 1276 code for a protein of 319 amino acids. Lineage: Eukaryota; Metazoa; Arthropoda; Insecta; Diptera; Tephritidae. The transcript has 3 exons. The record is from RefSeq and is a predicted model, not a curated record.
UUACACUUUUUGAUAUAUGGAAAUAUUACUGAUAUUUAGAUAAAUCCCUUUGAAAACAAGAAAGGAAGGGCUAAGUUUGGUUAUAACGUACAUUUUUUGCACAGAGGCACAUUAUUAAAAGACACUAUCAUGUGCUAUAUAAGCUGUCAUCGAUUGGCUAACUGCUAUAGACAAGCCAAUCGAACAAACUUUCUAAAUUUUUAUACGAACUGGCAGCACUGAAAUCGAAUUGUCUAUACUUGGGCGUACUGAAGUCUUUGACAGUUCGCUAACAAAACAAUUUAAUUUUCAAAGUUGGAAAAGAUAGAAUAAUUUUAUGUUAAAAACGAAAAUGGAAAACAACGAGUAUUUUAAUUUGGUUUCUCAGUAUUUACAAAAUGAAGAGGAGCUUAUGAUUGGGAGUGCUGGUAUACUAUCAUUUUUAGAUGAAUUGCCAUUUAGCUCCAGCUCGGAAUCUUCCUCAAGCUCUGAGGAAUCGGAAAGGGAGGAAACCUCUAAAUGCCAAAACUUUUGCGAAGUCAUUGAUGGCUAUGGUGAGAAUGAAUUCAAAUCGCACGUGAGAUUGCGGCGUUCGACCGCGGAAUUUUUAAUAGAGAAAUAUACAAAUGGCAUUGAGCCCAAAACAAAUACUAGUGGAAGAGAAAUUGUACCACCUAGAAAAAAAAUUUAUAUUUAUAUUUGGUACAUCAGUAACACCGUCACUUUUCGGCAGCUUGCUAAUUUGUUCGGAGUGUCUUCUUCAACUGCUUGGACUAUAGUAUCGGGUGUGCCUAGUUGGGUUAUACCGAUUUCUCACGAAUACGUUCGGUGCCCAAACAAUACUGUCGCAAUUGCAACAAAAAGAAAGUUUGAGGCAAGAUGUGGUUUACCAAAUGUUACCGGUUGUAUAGACUGCACUCAUAUCCGUAUAAAAGCUCCUAGAGAAAAUAAUGAAAAUUAUUUCGAUAGAAAGCAUACAUACAGUAUAGUGCUUCAAGCAGUUGUGGAUGCUGAUAAAAGAUUCGUAGAUGUAACUUGUGGUGAACCUGGUUCUCUUCAUGACAGCAGAGUUCUUCGUAGAUCGCAUCUUUUUGCACUAGCGCAGACAGAUUCAGAGAGACUAUUUCCAAAUGAGGCUUUCAUUUUGGGCGAUUCAGCAUACCCUGCUACAAAUUGGUUGGUACUAGCUUUUGAAGACUAUGGAAACUCGACCGCAUCGCAACGAAAUUUCAACAAAUUGCACUCUUCUACACGUAUAGCUGUAGAAAAAAAAAAAAAGAAUAUUACAUUUUACUGAACAAUCAAAUAUUUGUUUUGUAGUGAAUAUAAUUGUUAGUGCUUGUGUUCUUCAUAACAUAUGUAUAACUCUCGAUGAUUUAAGUAUUGAAAAUGACCAAGAUGAAGAUUUAGAAAACAGUUUACAAGUGGAGUCCCAUGAAGUUCAUCAACAAACAAAUAGUAGUAGGCGAGAUGAAUUAUUUCAAUAUUUGCAACACCAUAACUUAAUAUAAAUAAAAACAUGAAAUUUAAACAAAACAACUUCCUUUUAUUUCAAAUUGGAAGAUGUAGUCGGAACGAGAGAUGUAGUAUAGUCAUGACAUGUAUCGGGAAGUGAUUGGCUGAUAAUAAGGCCAACAGAGAGCGUAUGGCUGUUUCUAGCCAGUACACUAUCUCCGAAAGUUUCUCCCAUAUCUUCCAUAUAUGGAGCAAUACAUGGCAAUACCGUUUUAUACGCCGAUUGCAAAGUGCGCAUUUUAUUCUCCAAUGCUAUCACUGUUGUUGAAAAGUUCUAAUGAAAAGAAUUACAUAAAGUUUUUACAAAAAUAUAUAUAUAAACUUUUAACUUACGGUGAAGCCUUGUGCCAGCAUGUCCUCCAACACAUGAGCGUAUGCGUUGCGUUUUUUUCUUUGAUGGAGAAAUUCUUCUCUUCGGGCUAAGUAGCAUUUUAGUAGCUCCUUGGUUUCUACCACCGUCCAUGUCUUACGUUUUCUACAACAAAUUUAAUUUUAUUACAGUUUAUUAUACAAUAAAUUCAAUACAAAAAUACUUACGAUUUAUCUUCGCCUGCCAUUUUUAAUUUCAAAUUUGUAACAAUUUUUAUUAUUUUGAUAGUAAUUUGUCCUUUGAGCCGUUCACAAUAGUAAAAUGGUUCUAAAAUGUGUAAAACAAAACUUGGUAGCACUCAGCAAGCGACGAUCGAAAUUUUAAUGAGGUAUUCGCAUACUCUCCAGUACGAUUUCCACUAGAUAUCUUUGUUGUUGCUUUUACAUGUAAAAUUUUUGAAAGACGAGCAGCGCCCAAAGAUAGCGAGCAGAGACGUGACCAAUCGAUGGCAGCUAUAGUCGGCCUAUGUUAUAGUCUGAAUCCGACAAUUUUUAAAUGAGCGUUGUCACACCUCCAACGUACGGGGUAGAUCGCUCUACUUUUGUAGCGUGCGUUUUGAAAAACCCAUUAUAUAUUCCGAACGUGAACGAAUCUGAUUUAAUUAAAAAUUGUGUUGUGUGGCAUGUAAGUGUGGUUGUAAACCGUUUUCACCUAUUUUCGAAGCAGAACCGCGGUGGAAG